CGAUGCCGGGCCUAGCGGGAGACGCGCGCCUCGGGGGACGGCCGGCGUGGAGCCGCGGACUUUCCAGGCAGCUCUUUGCUGGAGACUACGGCAGAAAGCUCAGCCCAGCGCCCCAGUAGCGCCACGCAAAGGGAGGAGUCUUCAGCCAGCAGGGCUUACUCCAGCCCAGCAGCCGUCCGUCGUCCGUCCGUCAACCGGUUUGUCCUGCGGUGCUCCGGAGCAGCUGGAGUGAAACGGCCCCCUUGAAAGCAGCCAAGGACUCCGAGGAAGUUUUUCUUUAUUGACAAAUCCAUUUGUUAAUUAAGUUGCUAGAGGCGAGGAGAGCCCAUGCCUUGCGGGGAGAAGGAGAGCGAAAGAGCUCCCUCAAGGACUUUGCUCUGAAGCAGCUGCUGCUGGCACGAAGGAAGGCUUGGAAUGUGCAGCCAGCCGCGGACUCCGCUUGGAAGGAGAUGCAGCCGUGGGCAGGUCGCUCAGGUCCUGCCGUGGGCUCCUUGUCUGGCAGGGGUGGCUCUUGGCCAGUCUCAGGCGUGUGAGGGCAGUUCAAAGGGGCCUGCCCCCAGGCGCUGAAGUCCUCUUUUAGGGACGCCAGAGGAGACGCCGGAGGAGGAGUGUUGUAAAGAGAUUGAGAUCGCCGGCACCUCUCUCCACGGGAACACCUGGAAACUCAGCUCAGCGGGAACGGUUGGUCAAAAGGGGCUGAGACACAGGCUGAGUUUGGUGCUUGAGGGGCCGGGCGGACACCAAAGAACGAAGGAUUGGUGCUUUGCUCUUUUCCCCAGUGGGGGUCUUUUGAACAUGGAGGACAAGGGCUAGCAGCCCCUCACCCUGCCUUAGGCGGGCAGCCAAAGUGCCUCCCGAGCCUCCCUGUAGGGCCAGAUCCUUCCUUUUGUGAGUGCCCAUUUUCACAGGAUCUGCCUGUAUGAGGAAGGCAAGAAAGGUGCAGAUUUCCUUGUUAGGGCUGGCACCAGCUGCGGAGAGGCUCCCUUGACUGAUUAAAAGCCAGCUUUCUCCCAAAUUUGUGAAGAUGCACUUUGACCGGCCCGGGUGUGGCCUUCUUCUUGCCAGGCUCCUCUGAAGAGUUGCCGUUGGUACUCAAGAGAGAGAGAGAGAGCUUUUCGGCCCCUCCACCCCUCGCCUCACCUGCCCCCGUCCAUCACUUCCAAAUGCUUUUAACCGUGAGUCGCAGGUGAGCAUCUGCAUUUGGCCAGGCAUGGCAGACCACCUGGAGCUGCUGGCUGAGAUGUCAGCCGUUGCCCGGAUGGGCACCCAGGAGCGGCUCAAGCAUGCCCAGAAGCGCCGCACCCAGCAGCUGAAGAAGUGGGCGCAGUUUGAGAAGGACGUGCAGGGCAAGAAGGCUAAAGGGGAGAAGAAGAGACGGAGGGCCGCCAAGGAGAAGAAGGUGGUCUUUCCUGAAAACGUCCAGCUCUUGGAGGCUGCCAGCCGCAAUGAUGUGGAGGAAGUUCACCGUUGCCUUGCGAACGGCAUCAGCCCCGACCUGAGCAACGAGGAUGGACUGACCGCAUUGCACCAGAGGAAUGAUGGAGUCUGUCAUCUGCACUUCUAUAACUGUCUGGUUUGGUUCUGCAACCCAACAAGACAGACAGAGCUGCUCUUCCUCCCCUUAGAGAUCACCCAGGCCACCAUUGAGGAGGCUCGCUCAGCCGUGGAGGCCACCAUGGUGAAGGACAUCCACCGGCUGGUGAAGGAAGGAGUCAAUUUGGACACCCCUCUGGACCACAAGGCCACCCUGCUGCACAUCGCUUCAGCCAACGGCUACUUGGAAGCUGCGGAGCUCUUGAUAGAACAUCAGGCCAGCCUGAGCGCCAAAGACGAGGACGGGUGGCAGCCACUUCAUGCCGCCGCUUGCUGGGGCCAGAUCCACUUGGUGGAGCUGCUGGUGGCCCACGGAGCAGAUCUCAACGGGAAGUCGGUGUUGGAGGAGAGCCCGCUGGAUGUGUGUGCGAAUGAAGACGUGCGGGCCAAACUUCUGGAGCUGAAGCACAAGCAGGAUGCCAUCAUGAAAUCCCAGGACAAGCAGAAGUCCCUGCUGCGGCGCCGGACGUCCAGUGCCGGCAGCCGAGGGAAAGUAGUGAGGCGGGUCAGCGUGACCCAGCGCACCAACCUCUACCGGAAGCUGCAUGCCAAGGAGGCCAUCGUGUGGCAACGGCGGCAGAGCGAUGGAGAGCUGGAGGACGAGGACGGACAGGCCGACGGGCAGGUCCAAGUCCAGGACCCCGAAGCGGAAGCAGGAGGCCCAGAGGAGCGCAAUGGCUCGGCCCCCCCUCACCCCUUCUACCCCAAGCGGCCGGACCGCCCCGCUUCCUACCAACUGGCUGCCCAGGAAGACCCGGCGUCCGGCCUCAGCAAGGAGAAGGCCCACCACACCUUAGCGGACCUCAAGCGCCAGCGGGCAGCGGCCAAGCUGCAGCGGCCCCACACGGAAGAGCUCCCGCCCGGCCCCGCUGAGGCCCCUCCGGCCCCCCCGGCAGAGCCCAACGCCGUGUACUUUACAGCAGCCAGCGGAGACCCUCCCCUCCUCAAGUUGACUGCUCCGGCUGAAGAGAGGCCGGCCCAGAAGAGGCGAUGCUGCCGGCUGAUGUGAGCAGUCCACUCCUCUCGGGCUGGGCCGGCGUCCCUGGUGCUGAGUCCAGUCGAGAGGGUGAUUUGGCGGCCCCAGCUGUCUGCACCUGGGGGUGGAAUCCCACCUGCCUUGCGGGAAGAGCCCGGCCCCUGGCGAGCCGAAUCGGAACGAUGUUCUUCUGCUGCCUUUCUAGGCCUGGAGAUCUCAGGGAGGGCUGAAUGCCCCACUCGGCGGAGUAGCGGAGUUGGAAGGGGCCUUGGAGGUCAUCUAGGCCAACCCCCUGCUCGAGUGCUGCGGACAAAUAGGCCUGGCGUCUGGGCACCGAGGGUGGUGAUGCCCAGGAGGCAUCGGCUGGGGGUGCCAGGCAGAGAUACGGCGAUGGCAUGUGAGCCGGUCUGCCUGCCCCCGCCCUUCUCUCUGGCUGUGUUCCAGCUCGCUUUCUUUGGCUGCAGGAUGCGCUGAAAGGAGGCCAGCCCAGGUCUUCAGUCAGCACCCAUGCAGUUCCAGCUGCAAAACCCCUGGGGAUCAUUGGAUGGCAGCAGCGAGCCAGCCUUCUUCCUUUCUUUGGCUCCGUUUGGUGACCGAGUGCCUUCUGCAACCCAAAGCCGAUAGCCCUCAGCCCAGGGGCUGCCUAUUGCCCUGGCAGCCCCCCCCCCCCAGGCCUCUUCCGCAGCAGGCAAGGGCCAGCUGGGAGGCCCCUGAGGGGAAGCCUUGGGGGAUCGGAGGGGGUAGGAACUGGCAGGCCUUUGGGGCAGCUUUCCCAGCCUUCAAACGGCCUGUGAAGUGAUAUCAGGGUGAGUUGAGCUUUGGGGAGAGGCUCACCUCUUUCCCUUUGUGCCCAAGGGCAGGUAGGGGUGUGUGUGUGUGUGAGAGAGAGAGAGAGAGAAUGAAUAUCAAAGAAUUUUAAGGCUAGAAGGGAUCUUGGAGAUCUUCUAUCCAACCCCCUGCCUUAUACCACCCCAGACAAAUGAAUGUCCAAUCUUUUCUUAGCUUUAAGAGGGCAGAAGGUGGGAGGGAGAAUGCUGGGGGUGAUCCUGACCUCCUUAGCAGGGGGGUCUCCAGGGCAGGUGAACCCUCCCCAUAGUGCUCUAGUGCUGACUGUGCCUGGCUGGUUGUGGGAAUCCACUUCCUUCUAUCCAUUCCCUUUCCAAGCUCUGAAUUUCCUCCCCCCUUUUUUUACACAAUACUUUUCUUUUUUUCUUUUUCUUUUUGGUAAAAAUUGGACAGUGUAUUUUUCUAAUGGCUCAUUUUUAAUCCUGUUGGCUUCUCUGUCUCUGGUCAAGUAAUAAAGGAGUGCUCUGUCUUUUCCGAGGUCCGUUGGGAACCUGCAACUUUAAGAUGGGUGGAUUUCCAAUUCCCAGAAUUCCUGGGGAAUUCUGGGAAUUGAAGUCCACCCAUCUUAAAGUUGACAAAUUUGGGGGGAAAAAACCAGUUAUAGAUUGGGGGAAAAUGUUUUUGACUUGCUCAAAAAUCCCCUUUCUUGCCUCUCUCUCACUUUAAAGUGUGGCCCAUCCCUUCCCACUUCUGGAGGGUGGGGGGGUGAGCUGGUCUUACUUUCCCAAAUCCUGGGGUCCUGCCGGAUACAGAGAAAGGAGGAUUAACUGCAUGGAAGCAAGAUCUGGGCAAGCAAGUGAUUUUGCUCUCCUCUGAUGCAAACAGGGGAUGCUUGGAGCAUAAGCUGCUAGUCCUCAGUGAGGAAAUGCCCUUUGCCUGGGUUUCUGCCUCCCUACAAGCUGCCCUCCAGUCACCUUUGGUUUCCGUCCGGAGCAAGACUGAGCUCCUAAAAUGAAGUUUUCUCAUUUUGGUAACAUGCCAAUGUUUCAACCCAGCCCCUUUUGGGGAGUAAACCAUGAUCCAAAGCAGUCUUUUGGCCAUCAUGGCAGUUAUGGGGUCUGGCCUUAGCCCUCGAGCCCCUUCCUCUCUUCUCCCAGAACCUCAGUUCGGGGAAACUUUCAUUUUCCUUGCAAUCCAAGCAAGAAUCGAGCUGGAAGGGACCUUGGAGGUUUUCUAGUCCAUCCCCUGCUCAAUCAGGAGACUGAACCAUUUCAGACAAAUGGCUGUAUCCAAUCUCUUUUUGAAGACCUCCAGUGAUGGAGGAUCCACAACUUCUGGAGGCAAGUUGUUCCAUUGGUUAAUUGUUCUCACUGUCAGGGAAUUCCUCCUUAGUUCCAGGUUGCUUCUCUCCUUGAUUAGUUUCCAUCCGUUGCUUCUUCUCCUGCCUUCUGGUGCUUUGGAGAAUAGGUGGACCCCCUCCUCUUCUUUGGGGCAGCCCCUCAAACUAGAACACUGUUACCAUGUCCCGUCCCCCCCCCCAGUCCUUCUUUUCUCUAGAUUAGCCAAACCCAGAUCCUCCACCUGUUCUUCCUAUGUUUUAAAAGACUAGGUCUUUGGUCCUGGGGACUGACCCAUAUUGGAUCCUGCAACAUUAUCCUGGGACACACAUAUCCACCUUCACUCGUAUUUUCAAUAUUCAGCAAAAAUCAAGAACAAAUCAGGAAGCCUGGUUUCCACUCGCCUCCAAGCAAAAGCUCUCUGGGGUAAAAUACCCCUUUAUUCACACCCCUAACGUAUUUAAAGAUCUCCCUCCCCUUUCCCUUCUGCCCUCCAGGCUGUGCAUAUCCGGUUCCUCCAAUCCCUCCUGAUAGGUUUUGUCCUCAGACCUUGGACCGUUUUUGUGGCCUGUCUCUGGACUCCGUCUCUGGACUCGCUCAACCUUAUCAAUUGCCUUUUUUUUUAAAUAAGCGAGGUCUCCAGAUCUGGACACCGUAUUCCGAAUGGGGCCUGGCCAAAGCCAUGGAUUAGGAUUAGGACCUCCUUUUCCUGCUGGUCAUCCCUCUAGUGAAGCGCUGCCCCCCCCCCCAAUUUUGUGUGCCUUCAGAGGUGCCUGGCCACGCCGUUUGCCCAUUUUGGAGUCGGCUCUUUGGUUGUACUACGGGUAGUCCUUGACUUAACGACUGUUCAUUUAGGGACCAAAGUUACAACACCACUAAAAAUAGGGACUUAUGACUGUUUUUCACACUUACAACCAUUGCAACAUCCCUGUGGUUGACAUCCCUCUGCUGACUCGUACUUACGACGGUUGCAGUGCCUGGGGUCAAGCGACCUUCUGACCAGCAAGAUCAGUGGGGAAAGCCAGAUUCACUUAACCGGGUUACUAGCUUAUCAACUGCAGCAAUUCACUUAACAAUUGUGGCAAGAGAGGUCGUAAAAUGGGGGGGAAUUCAUGUAACCAAUGUCUCACUUAGCAACAGAACUUUUGGGUCAUAAAUCGAGGACCAGCUGUAUGCCAGAGGGUUGUUUGGUCCUGUGUUCCUGGGCCUUUUUGGUCAGGGAUCCCGCAUCUUCCCUCGCCUACCUGAAGGAACGGGGCAGAGCGAAGGCCUGGCAGCAAAAGGCCCUUCCGGAAGAUGGUUUUCGGUCUAAGGCAGGCUGGCAGGCCUGGUAUAUUUGGAAAAGCUUCAUUGCACGUGAAAAUGCAGCUUUCCUGACCAGACGGGGGAAAAAAAUCAGCGUAGCCUUUUCUCUCUUCUGUCUUUUUGCUCCUGUGUUUUUCAUUCUGUCUCUAUGGAAGGGGUUUUUUUUUUUUUUUAAUCGCUUGGUGUCUCAUCUGUCCGUCUUCGCCUUCAGGGCCGGCCUUUGAUCUGCUCCAUCUCUGCCGUGAAUUUGGGGAGCUGCAACUGAAGAGAAGAGAAAGGGGCAAAUGAAACCCCUCUCCCCCAGGUGAUGCCUUUUCUCUCUCCUCCCACCAAAGGGACCCCCUCUCAGUCUCAGCCCCCAUACAACCUUCCCCCCUCUCAGCAGCUACAAUUCGGCUCAUUCCGUACGACACCACAGGCUGCCCUUCCCGGCCUCCUCCUUGGCACAGACCCUGCCAGGGUGGCCCUGCCAGGCCUGGUCCUGCUUCAGGUGGUGGUGGGGGGAGACCAGCUGCCAGUAAACCCCCAUUUGGGGCAUGCUGCUGUUGCCUUAUUGCACGGUCUUGGUGGGUAGAUGGCUGCAAAAUCUCUUUCCGGGGAUUAGGACCCCCUCCUCCCCCUUGCAGCCUGGGAGUGAGUGAGCGGGGAAGGCAGCGGCUUCUGCUUUGCCCCUUUUCUAUCAUUAAAGGCAUUUUGGAAAACU
Molecule: messenger RNA, 6700 nt
Organism: Pantherophis guttatus
Lineage: Eukaryota; Metazoa; Chordata; Lepidosauria; Squamata; Colubridae
Source: RefSeq, a predicted model, not a curated record